Molecule: messenger RNA, 607 nt
Organism: Amoebophrya sp. A25
Lineage: Eukaryota; Dinophyceae; Syndiniales; Amoebophryaceae
Source: the annotation of a GenBank genome assembly
UGGAAGUCAUGCUUUGGCUCCCCUACACAGUCCGCCAGGUCAGGAGACUCACGACACUCAGCAACAGCUGACGAACAAUAGCAACAUGAAGAACAUAGCUGGUAAUUAUAUAACAGGCGGAUCAUUUUUACUCGGGCUGACGAACAAUACCAACAUGACCGGAGGAUUGCUUGGCGGUGGUCAGUCUGGAGCUCCGCGUGGUGUCGGAGCAAUCGAUCGGUCCACUCCGAAGUCCGCGUCGUCCCUGAAUGGUUUGCAAUUGUUGAGAAACAACUCGCGCAACAGCGGCGACCCGACGCCUGUUUCUGCUCGUAACGGUCCUGGACUUGGUGCUGGGCAUGGCCAAUUUGGUGGUACUCGCGUUGUAGGAGGUGCUGGGGCAAACUCAAAUAAUGCUGCUCUGAUACAUGUUGGCACCACGACGACGUCGAGAGCAGGUCACGAAAUGAAGACCAUUCUCGCAGGAGCUGGUGGCGCAUCUUCAGGAGGUAUGAAAAUGGGACUCGACGGGGCCGCAAGUUUUAACCCCUCGGCGUUUAAGAGCUUCAAGGGUGCCAAGACGUCCCUGCACCCUGGAUUUCAUGGUGGUGGAGAGAUGAGUUCGCGG